AUGCGGUCUGAUGAGAAGUCUCAGGGGUCUGGCUUCAUUGGAUCGAAUUUAGUCGAGGAAUUGUUGGAGUUGGGAUACAAAGUGCGGGUUUUGGACAAUUUAGUGACAGGUAACAUCCAGUAUCUGCCAUUGGACCAUCCGCGACUAGAGUUUCGCUAUGGGGAUAUUAUGGACUUGAAAACUCUGCGGGCUGCGAUGGAGGGUAUUGCUGGGGUUAUCCAUCUAGCAGCCGCUAGCAAAGUGCUGCCGAGUUUAAAGAACUCCACUAUGGCUACUUUCAAUGUUAAUGUGAACUCGGUUGGUACGGCUAACGUGCUUGAAGUAGCUCAGCAAACUGGGACGGUAAACUGGGUGAGCAGUUCCAAUGGAAGCGUAUGA
This is a messenger RNA of Perkinsus marinus ATCC 50983, 378 nucleotides long. RefSeq names its product UDP-glucose 4-epimerase, putative. NCBI's taxonomy places the organism in Eukaryota, Perkinsozoa, Perkinsida, Perkinsidae. Bases 1 to 378 code for a protein of 125 amino acids. The record is from RefSeq and is a predicted model, not a curated record. The transcript has 3 exons.